Uncinocarpus reesii 1704 is the source of this 1431-nucleotide messenger RNA. RefSeq names its product glutathione-disulfide reductase. Gene Ontology annotation, molecular function: glutathione-disulfide reductase (NADPH) activity; NADP binding; flavin adenine dinucleotide binding. Gene Ontology annotation, cellular component: mitochondrion; cytosol. The transcript has 4 exons. NCBI's taxonomy places the organism in Eukaryota, Fungi, Ascomycota, Eurotiomycetes, Onygenales, Onygenaceae. Gene Ontology annotation, biological process: cellular response to oxidative stress; glutathione metabolic process; cell redox homeostasis. Bases 1 to 1431 code for a protein of 476 amino acids. The record is from RefSeq and is a predicted model, not a curated record.
AUGGCUCCGAUUGACGGUGAGGUGAAGAAGUAUGACUAUAUUGUCAUUGGUGGAGGGAGUGGAGGGAGUGGUGCGGCGCGGCGUGCUGCGGGGUGGUACAAGGCGAAGACCCUGAUCAUUGAGAACGGUAGAUCGGGAGGGUGCUGUGUCAAUGUUGGGUGUGUCCCGAAGAAGAUGACAUGGAACUUCUCGUCCAUUGCGGAAGCGCUACGUGACGGUGUGCAUUAUGGGUAUGAUAUCCCCAAAAAUAUCUCCGUGGACUAUGGUACUUUUAAGCGAAAGCGCGACGCCGUUAUCGAGCGCUUGAAUGGUAUCUACGAGCGAAAUUGGAAUCGUGAAGGGAUUGAUCUCGUGCAUGGAACGGCCAAGUUUGUCGGACAGCAGGAGCUCGAAGUGUCAUUGCAAGAUGGCAGUGGGACGGUUCGCUUCGCCGCGCCACAUAUCCUGAUCGCUACUGGUGGAUACCCCAUAGUCCCCAAGAAUAUCCCGGGUGCUGAGCACGGCAUCACCAGUGACGGCUUCUUCGAGAUCGAGGAUCUGCCGCCAAAGAUCGCCGUUGUCGGUUCCGGAUACAUCGGUGUGGAAUUGGCGGGUGUGAUGCACACCGCCGGCGUGGAGACGCAUUUGUUCUGUCGCCACGAGACGUUCCUGCGGAAGUUUGAUCCUAUGAUUCAGCAUACCAUGACGAAGCGUUAUGAGGAUGUAGGGAUGAAGAUCCACAAAAAUUUCGCUGGGAUCAAGGAAGUCAAGCUUCUGCGUGAGGGUAAAGGGGCGGAGAAGUUGCUCAAAUUGACAAUGAACGAUGGAAGUGAGAUGGAAGUCAACGAGUUGCUUUGGGCUAUUGGUCGCGCACCGGCUGUUGAUAAUCUGGACCUCAAGGCGGCUGGCGUCAAACAAAUGCCCAGUGGCCAUAUUGUGGCUGAUGAGUUCCAAAACACUUCCGUCAAAGGCAUUUAUGCUCUCGGUGACGUUACGGGCAAAGCCGAGUUGACUCCAGUUGCCAUUGCCGCCGGCCGCCAGCUUGGAAACCGCCUCUUCGGUCCUCCAGAGCUCAAAUCGUCGAAGCUCUCAUAUGACAACAUCCCCACCGUUGUAUUCUCACACCCCGAAGUUGGCUCCAUCGGCUUAACGGAGCCCGAAGCCGUACAGCAAUACGGCAAGGAGAACCUCAAAAUCUACCACACCAAAUUCACCGCCAUGUUUUACGAUGUAAUGCCUCCAGAAGAUAAAGCUCAUAACCCGACUGAGAUGAAACUCAUCUGUGCGGGACCCGAAGAGAAAGUCGUUGGGUUACAUAUUCUAGGCCUAGGCGUCGGCGAGAUGUUGCAGGGCUUUGGUGUUGCCGUGAAGAUGGGCGCGACCAAGAAGGAUUUCGAUAGCUGUGUUGCUAUCCAUCCUACGUCUUCCGAGGAAUUGGUGACUUUAAGAUAA